AUGUCCGACCUGAAAGAAAUGGACACACUUCCGCCGAGUCGAAAAGAUUCUAACGCAAGAAACGAAAAACAUGACGAACAAGCUCCAGAUACUGCGUUGAGUUGUUCUGCUGAGCACGAAGCCGUUCCUAAUGGGGGACUGAAAGCCUGGCUGCAAAUCCUUGGAAGUUUCUUUAUAUUCUUUAACACUUGGGGAAUCCUGAACACAUUCGGGGCUUAUCAGACGUACUAUGAGACAGGGCAAUUGUAUUCCGCAUCGUCGUCCAACAUCUCCUGGAUAGGCUCCGUCCAGUCCUCUUUGCUGUUGAUUCUUGGACUUGUGACCGGGCCGUUAUAUGAUGCUGGAUAUUUUUAUGCGCUUUUGUACAGCGGAUCAUUUAUGAUUCUUCUUGGACAAAUGAUGACCAGUAUUUGUCAUGAAUACUAUCAAGUGCUCCUAGCACAGGGCUUUUGCAUUGGCAUCGGAGUGGGACUUAUCUUCAUUCCCGGCGUUGCAAUCUUGUCUACAUACUUCACUUCGAAACUUGCUCUUGCAAAUGGCAUCGCGGCAGCUGGAAGUGGUCUAGGGGGGAUUUUGUAUCCAAUAAUCUUCCAUAGACUGGUCGAUCAAAUCGGAUUUAGCUGGACUGUACGCGCAAUUGGGCUCGUGAUAUUCGUGACUCUUCUCAUCCCGCUAGGGGCCUUGAGGGUUCGCGUCAUGCCUUCAACUAGCAAGAGGAAGCCGAUAGAUCUUCCUGCCUUCCAGGAGCCUGCCUAUACCGUCUUUGUCCUUGGAGGCUUGUUGAAUUUCAUUUCCUUGAACAUCCCUUUCUUCUAUAUCCAAUCUUAUGCCAUUGAUAGGGGAAUAUCAGCCGAGGGAAUGGGAUUCUAUCUUCUUUCGAUCAUUACCACCGGCUCAGUCUUCGGCCGGAUAUUCCCCAACUUCUUCGCCAACAAGAUUGGCCCCUUCAACAUCAUUUCCUUAUGUACCAUUAUCUGUGGUGCGUUGAUGUUUGCACUGGUGAACCUAUCCGGUCUGGCAGGUAUGGUGGUUGUUUCGUUGCUUUACGGAUUUUUCUCGGGCGCCUUUGUUUCUUUGCCGCCAACUUGUUUUGUGCAUCUUUCCCCAGAUAGGAGCUUGAUUGGGACCCGGAUGGGCAUGGGAUAUGCAGUCAUGACAAUAGGCAACUUGAUUGGCACGCCUGUAGCAGGCGCUAUUUUGCAAAAUGAAGGGUUCAACUCAAUGUGGAUAUUUGGAGGAGUUUUGUCGAUUGCGGGAGGAUUGACUAUGAUGGUCAGUCGGAAUAUUCAAGGGCAAUGGAAGCCCAUUGCGAGAGUCUGA
Messenger RNA from Penicillium nucicola, 1320 nucleotides. RefSeq names its product MFS general substrate transporter. Gene Ontology annotation, molecular function: transmembrane transporter activity. NCBI's taxonomy places the organism in Eukaryota, Fungi, Ascomycota, Eurotiomycetes, Eurotiales, Aspergillaceae. Gene Ontology annotation, cellular component: fungal-type vacuole membrane. Gene Ontology annotation, biological process: transmembrane transport. The coding region runs from base 1 to 1320 and encodes 439 amino acids. The transcript is spliced from 3 exons. The record is from RefSeq and is a predicted model, not a curated record.